AAAAAAAAAGAAGGAAAAAGAAAAAGAAAUGAAUGAGCAUAUUCCAUUGGCUGCAUUUGACAUUAUUUUAUCUUUUGAAACAUCAAAUACAAAAUUAAUGAACUUAUAGUUUCAUCUCCUACUCCGGUAAACCUGCCUGGACAACAUGGCAGAGGCCAUAUUAUCAAUAUUCACAGAGGCUAUAGUAUCGCAUGCGAUUCAUAGAAUUUCCUAUUUACUCCGCCACGAGGAAACUUCGUUGACCUCAGUGAAGACCGAUGUGGAGUACUUGCGAAACGAGCUACUGCGCAUUCAGUGCUUUUUGAAAACUGUCUACAUCGAGCAAGAGCAAGACGACCGCGUUCGAAACUGGGUAUCUGAAAUCAGUAACGUAGCUUGUGAGAUCGAGGAUGUUGUGGAGAUCUACAUCGUCAAAGUUGACUCUUCCUUCUUCAAAGCUUUUCAUCUCAAGAAGCUUCGCAAGCAAGUGAACUCCAUUAAAGCCAAGAUCGAAAGCAUCUUCGAAAGCAAGAAGAACUACGGAAUCGAAUUCGUUCGUAGAGACUCCGCCGCCAGGGCCAGUACUCCUGCAGCCGUUGAUCUUCGACAACGUAGCUUGAGAAGAUCAUUUCCGGAGGAGGAGGAAGACGAUAUCAUCAGCUUGGAUCACAGUAUGACAAUUUUGAAGACUCGACUGAUACUGGAAGACAAAGAUGAUCAGCUCUGUGUUGUUUCGAUCGUCGGAAUGGCAGGAUUAGGUAAGACCACUCUUGCCAAGAAAGUUUAUAACGAUGAUGAUGUGAAGAAACACUUUGAUUGUCGUGCUUGGGUUUUUGUUUCUCAUCAGUACGUGUCUAGGGAUAUCUUUUCUGAAAUUUUGAUGCAAGUUGGGUUCCCUCAGUGUCAAUAUCCAUCACAUGAUGGUGAAUUAGAAACUAGGCUGGAAGAGAGGAGAAGAAUCAAAGAGAUUCUCAACUCUUUGGGAGAAGAUGAUUUGACUGAUUACAUAAAAGAUAGGUUAAAAGGAAAGAGGUAUCUUAUUGUUGUUGAUGAUAUUUGGAGAAACGAAGAUUGGGAUAUCAUAAAAAGGGUAUUCCCUCGUGGUGAAAAGGGAAGUAAAGUUGUUUUCACUACACGUAUCAAGCAAGUUGCAUCGUAUGCUGAUCCAAAUAAUUUCACCAUUGAACCUCCAUUUUUAACACUCGAAGAGAGUUGGUUGCUUCUACAGCGAAAAUCACUUGCAAGACAUGUUUCCAUUGGUGGAUCAUCUGGUGUCUGCACACCAAUAUCAUCUCAAUUUGAGCAUAUGGGAAAAAAGAUGGCUAUGAAAUGUGGGGGACUACCUCUUGCCAUCGUCAAGCUUGGAGGCCUUUUGAGAACGAAAAAGUUGUACGAUGAAUGGCAGAAAGUGGAGAAAGAGGUGAAUUUGCACUUGAAUAGAUAUGGAGUGAAAGAUACUUUGGCCUCGAGUUACCACGACUUGCCUUACUACUUGAAACCAUGCUUUCUUUAUUUGAGCAGCUUCCCAAAGGAUUUCGAGAUACCCAAAAGCAAGUUAAUUCAGCUGUGGAUCGCAGAAGGCCUGGUGACCGGAUCCGAAACAAAAAGAUGGACCAUGGAAGAGAUAGCCGAGCAAUAUUUUAGAGAGUUGAUUGAUAGGUGCAUGAUUCAAGUGGUGAAAUGGGAUUACACAGGGGUUGGUGUCAAAACAUGUCGUGUGCACUGUCUUAUGCGAGAUUUCUGUGUCUCCAAGGCUAGAGAAGACAAGUUCUCUGAGGUUAUCCAACAUCAUGAUCAUGAAAAGAAUAUCAUCAGCACAGCUAGUUCUUCUUCGACUUCGAGUAGUAGUGAUCCUCAUCCAACAAGCAGUCGCAGAGUUGUAAUCCAUAUUCCUGGCUGUGAUCUUGAUAGGAAGCAAAUGCAUCAAACUCUUCGUUCCCUUACCUGUUUCCAUGUAAGUCCUUUGUCUUUCUUGAAACUUAUAAGGAGCAAGAAUUUCAAAUUGUUGAGAGUUUUGGAAUUUGGGUUUAGAAAAGACACCGCCAUUACGCGUAACGAUUAUGUGCCUGUGGAAAUCGGUGACUUGAUUCACUUGAGGUACUUGGGAUUAAGAGAUGGUGGAAAAGUCAUAUUGCCUAGUUCCAUAGGCAACUUACGAAACUUGGGCACCAUCAAUCUUCGCGAUAACUACGAAGUUGUACUACCAGUGGAGAUUUUGAAGCUGUCGUGUUUGAAACAUAUGCUGUUACCUUUUGGUACGUGUUUUUCUGAUGACACCUUUAGUUGGGGUACUUAUGUUCUUUCCGACCCAAAAAAGAUUCAGACUCUCAAGUACAUAAAAUUUGGUCCGUUGCUUCUCAAAAACAAGAUUACAAUAUCUGAGCUGACGAAUCUUCGAAACUUAGGAGUAGAAUUCAAAACCAAUGAAGAGGUUAGAUUGUUCUUGGCGUUCCCAAACUUCAAGCUAAGCAUGCUCAAGUCUUUAAACAUGUCUCUCCACACCAUUAGUGGUGGCUUUUCAAAUCUGCAGCAACUUUCUAAAUGCGUUGCUCUCUCCAAACUUUUCUUGGACGGAAAGAUAUUAGACGAUCUCAGUCUUGAAAUUUUGCCAGAAAGUCUCACCAAACUGAUCUUGAAGGACUCUGGGCUUAGUACAGACCCCAUGCCAGUCUUGGAGAAGCUACCAAACUUAAGGUAUCUCCGGCUGCAUAACUCGUACAAUGGAUCUAGAAUGGUGUGUGGAGGUGAAGGAUUUCCUAGGCUGGAGACUCUCCAACUUAUUUCGCUCAGGAAUGUAAUGGUGUGGCGAGUAGAGCCAGAAACAACAAUGCCAAAUCUCCAAAGACUAUACGUUAGAGAUAUGCCUGAAUUGAGUAUGAUUCCAGAAGAGUUGUGCGUUAAAAAUCUCAGUGAACUAAAAGUCAGUGAAAUAGGAGGAGCGCAUUCGUGAAAUUUAUUGGCUAAACUUGAGCGGAAAACGGAUUGAGCUUGUUAAACCAUAAAUUAAUCUUCCUAUAAUAUUGUAUUACUUUGAUUAGUUACAGUGGUUAUAUGUAAAGGACAGGUGUCCAUUUUCCAUGUAUUGGUCCCCUCCUUAUUGGACCAUAUAUAUCUCUGUACUGUUUUGGUGAAUAUUCAAGGAAUACAAACAUUUUCUUUCA
Humulus lupulus (European hop) is the source of this 3140-nucleotide messenger RNA. RefSeq names its product protein RECOGNITION OF PERONOSPORA PARASITICA 7-like. The transcript has a single exon. Gene Ontology annotation, biological process: defense response to other organism. Gene Ontology annotation, molecular function: ADP binding. The record is from RefSeq and is a predicted model, not a curated record. The coding region runs from base 146 to 2929 and encodes 927 amino acids. NCBI's taxonomy places the organism in Eukaryota, Viridiplantae, Streptophyta, Magnoliopsida, Rosales, Cannabaceae.